Contarinia nasturtii (swede midge) is the source of this 2149-nucleotide messenger RNA. RefSeq names its product methylglutaconyl-CoA hydratase, mitochondrial. Gene Ontology annotation, molecular function: enoyl-CoA hydratase activity. The transcript has 4 exons. NCBI's taxonomy places the organism in Eukaryota, Metazoa, Arthropoda, Insecta, Diptera, Cecidomyiidae. Bases 1115 to 2011 code for a protein of 298 amino acids. Gene Ontology annotation, biological process: fatty acid beta-oxidation. The record is from RefSeq and is a predicted model, not a curated record. Gene Ontology annotation, cellular component: mitochondrion.
UAGUUUUGAUUAUUAACUUCAUUCAUUCGAAAUAUCGAUUCGUUCGUAUAAAUUGAAAGUGAAUGUUAAGUUGCACGUACACAUUGUUGGUCUUGUUGUUCAAGAAAAAUAAAAAACCCCAUCUCCAGUGCAAAAUCUGUGGUAAAUAACUGUUAUAAUAUACAAAAUAAAUUAACAAGUUCGCAAUACUUUUUAUGGGGCAAAUACAGAAACAAGCUACUCAAAUUCAUCGAUAACUCGGUAACAAACACAAAUACGCAUCACAUCUACAACAUUACGCUACCGCACGCACACGAUUGCAUAAAUUUGCAAAACGAAAAAAAAACAUAAGAUAACGUAAUGUAAAUAACAAGCGAACGUUCCACACCGCAACACUUCUCUUGGCAGACACAUUGAUACAUACAUACCAUUUGGUUACGCAGUGGGCGAAACCGUAGCCAAUACACCCAAACGGCACGCACACACAUCACACUUCAGAAUUGAAAACAAAAACAAAAAGAAAAUAAACGUGAACCAGACACUUUACAUAUGUGCGCGCAUAAAUGAAUUUUCACAUGGAAUUAGAGUGCCAUUCGCAUCAAAAACAUUCACUAGUUCACUUGUGAUCUGUUCAAUUUUUCAUCGAUUUAAUGGAGUAAAAAAUUAAAAACAAAAACGCAUAUAACUUAAAUCCAGUUUUGAAAGAAAAAAAAACACAUUUAUUUGCCGAGCCCGUAAUUGUCGACGCCGUUGUUGUUUUCAAGUCACGCUAUCAGUAUAUUGAGGAUCAAAAUCGUUUCUACACACACAUUCGAUCAAAAAAUCUACACGCAGUGUUUUCGUAUUUGAAAAUUGUCUUGUGAUAUGUAUAAAUCGUUUUUUUUCGAGCGCGAUUAAUUUCAUAAUAAUUCAUUUAAAAAAAAUAUUUCAUUGUAGCUUUGUCAAAGCUGUAAACACAAUUGAGAUAUAUUCGAAGUGAUACUGCUGUUUAUUAGUGAAAUGUCAAGACUUUCAAUUAAUUUGUAAAGUCAGCUCUAUAAUUAAAUUAUUUUUAAAGAAAAAAAGGCAGGCUGUGUAAAUUAUUGCGUAGAGAGGGAGAGAAAAAAAGUUUUAAUUCCAUUUCCAGGAGUACAAAAUGGUUCUUUUAAUCAAAAGUGCACAGAAUUUGUUGCAGCGAUUGCCGCAAACAAGAUUAUAUUCAAAAAUCUUUUAUCCAAACUCGAAUAGCAGUGAAGUUUUUUUGAGCUAUUUAACCGAAGAUGAACACAAGGGCAUUGCUAUCAUUGGUUUGAAUAAGCCCGAGACGAGAAACGCCUUCAGCCGAUCAAUGGUGAAUAAUUUAGCGGGAGCUUUGGAUGUAUUGGCCCAUGACAAAAAUGUGCGAGCUGUCAUAAUCAGAAGUAUGUUGCCGAAUGUGUUUUGUGCGGGUGCCGAUUUAAAAGAGCGAGCUACAAUGACGACCCCACAAGAGGUACAUCGAUUUGUGUCAUCUCUUCGUGGCCUUCUGAAAAGUAUUGAACAAUUGCCUGUACCAGUUAUUAGUGCCGUUGAUGGUGCUGCAUUGGGUGGUGGCCUUGAAAUGGCGCUUGCCUGUGAUAUUCGCACUGUGUCAAACGAAGCGAAAUUAGGUUUAGUUGAAACAAAAUUAGCAAUUAUUCCCGGUGCUGGUGGUACGCAACGUUUGGCUCGAAUUAUUGGUCCAGCAAAAGCGAAGGAAUUAAUUUUUACUGCAAAAACUCUGAGCGGACUUGAAGCUACACAAUUGGGAAUGUGCAAUCAUGCCGUGGAACAAAAUGAGACAAAAGACGCUGCGUAUAAUAAAGCUAUUGAAAUUGCAACCGAAAUUCUGCCCAAUGGUCCGAUUGGUGUGCGCAUGGCAAAGAAAGCCAUUGAUCAUGGUAUGCAAGUUGACAUUCAUACGGGUUAUGCAAUCGAAGAAGCUUGCUAUGCCCAAGUCAUUCCAACCAGCGAUCGAUUAGAAGGACUUAAAGCCUUUGCUGAAAAACGAAAACCUAUAUACAAAGGCGAAUAACAUUUAAUUAUGUUUUUUGUUUCGUUUUUAACUAGCCAACAAAUCAAAAUAAUUUUAGUAAAUAAACACGCAUAAUUUUUUUUCGUUUCCUUCCUCAUAAUUAUUAUCGAAUACAUGGAUUUUAUUUUUGGUUCAUUC